Messenger RNA from Spodoptera frugiperda (fall armyworm), 1620 nucleotides. RefSeq lists its product as uncharacterized. The coding region runs from base 50 to 985 and encodes 311 amino acids. The transcript has 2 exons. NCBI's taxonomy places the organism in Eukaryota, Metazoa, Arthropoda, Insecta, Lepidoptera, Noctuidae. The record is from RefSeq and is a predicted model, not a curated record.
AGUAGUGGAUAGUGAGGGAACCUGCUUUGGCGUCAGUUGAACCGCAGCAAUGCGACCGCUCACCGCACUGCUGAUAGUGGCCGCGUGCCAGUGUGUUUACGCACACCAACACCCGCGAACGUCGCGCCAACUUUUGCAAACCACGCUACACUCGCUCCUCGGACAACACUACCACCCCAUACAACGUAUAUUCUCCUGUAGUCACGAGUUAGGACCCACAAAAUGUCUAAGUGCUCUAAGUGUGUGGCGAGCAGAGCGCGCCAUCGAAGCGUUCGCCCAGAAUCCCGCCAAACAGUUCAACCUGACUGAAGAUGUGGAGCAGUUCCCAUGGAAGAAGUACAGUAAUGUAUCUGACGAACAGCUAUACACACAACUUUAUGACGAUACCACAAAAUUGCUCCGAUAUCGGUCCCUGGCUUUUGACACGAUACCCGGAUACAAUGUGAAGCUAGGAUCCAAAGAAAAUGGAACGAUGCGUGUCGACAUCUAUACAAGUGACACUGCGGAAACUGGCCGAAGCACGAUGAAGAAGGUGCAGAAAAUGUUUUACAAAUACGCGCCAUUUCUUCUAGUACCUGGGCUGGUGGUAUCAGCAAUUAUUCCGUUUAUAUUGCCGGCACUAAAGAUGAUGACUUUGAUGGUCGGAAUGAUGAAUUCGAUGGCAUUAAUGGGAGCAACAUUUACAAUACUCAGGAACAAUGCCUUUAACGAUAAGUACCAACAUAAAGUGAUUUAUGUUAAUAGUGGAUAUGAGAAUGAGAAGCAGCAUUUUGCUGCGACGAACAAUGAGGAACAUAUCCAUACGGAUCAUUAUGGAAUGGUCUACGAUGAAACGAAGAACCACCCACAGCAAGCGGGUGUAGAAUUUGAAAAUAUGGAAUCUUUGCCACCAUUUGCAUUAAACCCUGAUUGGCUGAAAGCGUAUAGCGAAGGUAAAAUAGUCGCUUUAAUGGGCCAAGACCAACAUAUUCAGAAAAAGCAUUAAUAUUGUUGAAAGUAUGUUUUAUAUAGACUUGCCAGGUUCAAAGCGAACCCGACGAAUCACAAUGCUUUAAUAUUUUGUAAGUAUUAUACGUAUUAUAACAGUUUUGCCCUUUAUACAUAGGUAAUGAUUUGUCUUGUCCAUUUUAAUAUUUAUAAUUUCUGACUCGAAAAAAAGGACAUGGAAAUGGUACUCUGUAUUAUUUAAUUAUUUAAAAUAGGUUUAUUGUUUUUGUAUAUGUUAUUAACUUAUUUAUAGCAAAGUUAAUCGUGUAUAAGGAUUUAGUUGCCGUUAGUCUAUUUAUAAGAUUAGUGUUAUUAAUUUAUUGACUUUGAUUAGUUAACUUAUUUAGGGUUUAAAAUUGUAAAGCAAUUUUUUGAGGUAUUUUUCCAAAUAUUCCAAAGUAACAUUUUUAGAAACAUGCAUAGUAUGUACUUAAUGCUUGCCUCUUCCUAUAUGAUUGUAAUUUAAAUAGAUUACCUCGUAAUUCAUUUCGAGUUCAUUUUCUUUUUUUAUGCCACGAUUGCCUCUUGUUCCGUAUUUUGUUGUUUUGUUUUGUUGUUAAUAAAUAUAGCUACAUAAUUAUGUACUUCUAGUCUGUUCUACUGGUUAUUGAAUAAAUAUUAUACAUUGGUUUA